This is a messenger RNA of [Candida] anglica, 1300 nucleotides long. Lineage: Eukaryota; Fungi; Ascomycota; Pichiomycetes; Serinales; Debaryomycetaceae. The record is from the annotation of a GenBank genome assembly.
GUGGAAUUCUGAUUGUAGGACAUUGACAUAAGAUGAAUAGACAACUAUUGAUCAUAUUUUUGUUGGUUUCCACUUGCUGUGCAAUUGCAACCAGUGAAAUAUUCAAAUACAGUUAUCCCGAUGGUAGUAAACAAGAUGAUUGGAGUGAGGCCAUUAUAUCUUACAUCAAUCAAGAUCAUAUUACCAAGGUGAAAAGUGAUUUUGUGGACAAUAACAAGGCAAUUGCAUACACAGAGAUGCCAUUUGUUACUGGUGAGAUCACAAUAGGUAGUUCAAUGAGCGAAUACAUGACUCUGUAUGAGAAGUUUUCUGGGAGAAAAUGGACUGGAAAGGAAUCUCAAGGGAAAGGACUGGGGAUUAACUACUCGUCUGAAAUUUCCAAGAGUGGUAGUACUACGAUUCAGAUUAUUUGCCAGUAUGUUUCCCGAGUGGUAUCAUAUCUAUCUUACGUACUUGUUAAUUGCCAAGAUGUUUUGGAAACCCUUUGGAAAGGAUUUAAUGACUUUAAAUUCAGAGUAAUGGAAAGAGGGUGGGCUGCUAAACAAUGUAAUGGUUUUAUGUACCUCGAUGAAUCAGGAGAUAUACAAUGGUAUGUGCUCCUUUCUCCCAAAACUUUCAACAUAGAUUGUGAUACUGUAUCAUCAAUAUAUGACUAUGAUUUUCGAGAAGUUGCCCAGGAAUGUAUCGCCGAUGCUGAGCAGACUCCUUCGAUUAUGUCCACUUGUUGUCGAGUUGCUAGUGCUGACAAAACGUGGUAUGCAGAUAUCAAGAUAGCGAAGAAGGAGGGUGCCACAUCUGAUCUGUGGGGUGUUCCAUGUGGGGAAGCGGUGACAUAUGAAUUAAAUUUGAUAUAGACAAACCAGGCAAUAUAACUUUUUCUACUAGACGAUAUAUUCAUAAAUCAUAUUCUUAUUAUUUGCAGAGAAUAAAUUGUCAUGCCUGUAUAAGCUAUUAACGGUAUUAAGUAUGUUAGCCUGAAAACUUGAAGAUACCUAAUUUGUAAACUAAAUUUAAGAGGCAAAACUUAAGUACUCAGUUGGCGUAAGGUCUUUAGUCGUAGGGUUUUUUCAUGGUGUCACAACGUCAUCCGUUGUCAAAGAGGAUACUCAAUAUUUUACAAUUACCCUGUGUCCGACUUUUGCAACUUAGUUGGUUUAUAACCGCUGAAGCUUGGGAUACAUGUAGAUAUGAUAAAUCUCCAUUUCAAGAGAAAGUAGUGACAAAACACUAGUACACCCAUUAUGAAAUAGUUGCAGAGUUAAUCCCACCACACAAAACAUAUUAUAUAAUAUUUGCCUAC